Sarcophilus harrisii (Tasmanian devil) is the source of this 2766-nucleotide messenger RNA. RefSeq names its product apurinic/apyrimidinic endodeoxyribonuclease 2 (gene APEX2). The record is from RefSeq and is a predicted model, not a curated record. The coding region runs from base 137 to 1588 and encodes 483 amino acids. Lineage: Eukaryota; Metazoa; Chordata; Mammalia; Dasyuromorphia; Dasyuridae. The transcript has 6 exons. Gene Ontology annotation, molecular function: zinc ion binding; DNA-(apurinic or apyrimidinic site) endonuclease activity; double-stranded DNA 3'-5' DNA exonuclease activity. Gene Ontology annotation, biological process: base-excision repair. Gene Ontology annotation, cellular component: nucleus.
GGGCCCGGCCGAGUGCGCCUGCGCUUACGCCUGCGCCUGGCAAGCGGCCGGCCUCUCCUGUCCAAACGCCCGGACCCCGCCGCGCCCCGCCCCAUCCUGCACCCGCGCUUUGCUGACGGAGAAAGCGCGGGGCGACAUGCGGCUGGUGAGCUGGAACAUAAAUGGGAUCCGGCGAUCGCCCGAGGCCCUGAGACGCCUGCUCGAUUCCCUGGGGGCCGAUGUGACCUGCCUACAGGAGACCCGAGUCACUCGGGACCUGCUGGAAGAGCCCCUGGCCAUCGUGGAGGGAUACAGCUCCUACUUUAGCUUCAGUCGAGGUCGCAGUGGCUACUCAGGUGUGGCCACCUUCUGUAAAAAUAACGCCACUCCAGGGGCAGCCGAGGAAGGCCUGACCAACCUCCUAACCAAUCACGAGGGUGCCGUGGGCGCGUAUGGAAACACGGAGGAGUUCACUGAAGAUGAGCUGCGGGCCCUGGACAGCGAAGGCCGGGCAGUCCUCACUCAGCACCAGAUACGCACUUCAGAUGGGCACGAGAAGACCUUGACAAUAAUCAACGUCUACUGCCCCCAUGCGGACCCCGACAAGCCGGAACGACUGACCUACAAGCUGCGUUUCUACCGACUCCUGCAACUCCGAGCUGAAGCCCUCCUGCGGACGGGCAGCCAUGUGAUCAUCCUGGGCGACGUCAACACCUCUCAUCAGCCUCUGGACCACUGUGACCCUCCAGAUCUGGCGUGCUUUGAAGAGAACCCCGGGCGCCAGUGGCUCACCCAGUUCCUGUGGCGGCCUGACGGGGAGAAUGGGCUGUUCGUUGACAGUUUCCGUCACUUCCACCCGACCAAAGUCGGUGCCUUCACCUGCUGGUCGACCGCUACGGGGGCACGCCUCACUAACUAUGGUACCCGACUCGACUAUAUCCUCGGCGACAGAGCCCUGGUGCUGGGGGAGUUUGAGGACUCCUUCCUCAUGCCUGAGGUGGAGGGCUCAGACCACUGCCCCGUGGGGGCCACCCUGAGGGCCGAGCUCAUCCCGGCCCCCCGCUGUCCCCCACUCUGUACCCGGUACCUGCCGGAGUUUGCUGGGCGACAGCAGAAACUCUCCCGGUUCCUGGUCAAAGUGGACCCCAACCUUCCGGGGCCCACUUCAGCCCCACCCCGAGAGGAAAAGAACGGUGUCGGGGUGUCUAAGAACCGGGCCAAGAGAACCUGUGGGGACCCGGGCCAGGGCCAGCUGAGCCUCCUGAGGUUCUUCCAGGCAGGCCGUCCCCCAGAAAAAGCCCCCGUCACCAGAGCCCAGGAGCCGGAGACCGAGCCGGCUGGCCGGGACCCCGGGGGAGCGGCACCCCCAGCCCCCGAGCCAGGCGAGGGCCAGGCAGCGUUUUGGAAGGCGGUUCUGAAAGGCCCCCCUCGUCCUCCUCUGUGCAAGGGCCACGGGGAGCCCUGCGUGCUGCGCACAGUGAGGAAAGCCGGGCCCAACUUUGGCCGGCAGUUCUACGUCUGUUCUCGGCCCGUGGGCCACAGUGGCAAUCCCGUUGCCCGUUGCGACUUCUUUCUGUGGGUCUCUGGCAAGACCCCAGCCCCUCACUGAGGGCUCCUUCUCACUCCCUUGGUGGAGCUUUCAUGUUACAGAGAUCACCGUGUUUUAGCGGCUGGUUGCCAAUGCCCUCCGAGGGACCCCAGAGCAGGUGUUAAUGGGACUAAAGGCGGCUGGGGGAAAGAAGGGAACUGCUGCUAACCUUGAGUUUGUUUUACUUUUUUAAAAAAAACCACACCUAAUUUUAUAUUAAUAAAGUUUGGAUCUUUGAACUGUCAAAGCACCUUUUAUGGGGUUUCCCAAGGCCCCCCGAGUUGGGUUUCCUUUCCAGAGGAGGUUGGCAGCCGCUUCACGGCCGACUAAAGCCCCGCCGGACUCGGGGCUCUCGGGUACAUGGUGUAUGUCAUGAAAAUGCCCAAUCCCAUAGUGCUGUUGGAGAGGAAGGGAGGUCUCUUGUGUGGGUCUUUUUCUCAGCCCUUUGCCAUUCGGGGCUUCCCUUGUAGAGUUGCCUUCAGGUCUGAAGCUGGAAGGAGACUUCAGUAGCCCCAGGGCCACCUCUGAUGGCUCGGAGACGGGUUGCGUGAUGGGUACUGGUGACAGCCAAGGUUUAGACAGAAUGGAGGCCCACUUCACUUUGCUGUCUCUCCCGUCUUUAAUACACCUAGAGGCAUUCUGGUUGGCUGGCACUAUCAGCGAGGAGCCCCGAGGGGGGCAGCUGUAGGGGAAGUGGCUGUAAUUUGUGGUCAGAGUCCCUGCCUGAGACCGGAAGUCCACCUCGGGGAUUGCCCCAGACCAGGAUGCCAACUGGUGAUUGGCUGAGUGUGUAGGUCAGGCACACAGAGGGGGUCAGAUAGGGAGAUACUGCUUUCUGCCAUCUUGGACCCUGAGAGGGCCCAGUGAAGGGAGAUAGGACUGAGCACGGCCGGCCUUUGCCCACAGCCUGGCGCCGUACCCUCACUUUCUCGAGCCCGUGGCCAGGGCUUCCGUCCUCCGUGUCUGCCGAGCCCAGAAGCAACCAGAGUCGUCAUCAUGAGGGUGGCUCUUGGUGUCUGAGAAGCCCAUCGGGCCAUCAGAGGGCGGGUGCCCAGCCUUGCAUCUCUUUGCAGAGAGGCUGCCAGACUGGAUGGGCUUUGAAGGCCUCUCUCUCAGCCUGUGGGUGUUCUGUUGAGGGCCUGUGGUGGGUGCUGAGGCAAGUGAAAGAGUCUGAGAGGAGUCAGGUGGCUGGUGCCGCG